CUUCCUGUCUUGCUGUUGCAACACCCAUCAGCCUCUCUCCCUUUCCCUCCCACCUCUUUCUCGUAGUCCGGGCUCAGGCUCGGGUUCUGGCCUUCGGGGUUUGAGGCCCCUGGGACUGGAUUCUGAUCUUCAUCCCAAGCUCAAGCCUUCACUCCCCCACCUAAGGCCAGGGCUCCUCUUGGGACCUCCUGACCGGCUCAUCCCGGGACUCCGGGACUCGGUGGAUGCCCCUUCGCCUGCCGCCACCACUGCUGCCUCCGCUGCCUGAGCCCUGAUGGGGGAGUAAGAGGCCACAGCUGGCCGGACAUGGGCCUCCCCACCGUGCCUGGCCCACUGCUGCCACUGGUGCUCCUGGUGCUGUUGGUGGAAAUAUACCCCUCAGGGGUUAUUGGUCUGGUCCCUCACUCCAGGACCCGGGAGAAGAGAGACAGCCAGUGUCCCCACGGAAAAUACACCCACUCUCUUAAUAGCUCCAUUUGCUGUACGAAGUGCCAUAAAGGGACCUACCGGUACAAUGACUGUCCAGCCCCAGGGCGGGACACAUACUGCAAGAAGUGUGAAAAUGGCACCUAUACUGCUUCCGAGAACUACCUCAGCCAAUGCAUCAGCUGCUCCAUAUGCCGGAAAGAAAUGGGCCAGGUGGAGAUUUCUCCUUGCACAGUGGACCAGAACACCGUGUGUGGCUGCAAGAAGAACCAGUACCAGGAGUCUUUGAGCGACACUCUUUUCCGGUGCCGGAACUGCAGCCCCUGCCUCAAUGGCACGGUGCAAAUCUCCUGCAGUGCGAAGCAGAACACCGUGUGCACCUGCCACACAGGGUUCUUCCUAAAAGACAACAAGUGCGUCCCCUGUGAUAAUUGUGAGAAAAACACGGAAUGCACGAAGUUGUGCCCAUCCACAGGUGAAGUUAUUGGGGGCUCUCCGGACUCAGUGCUGUUGUCCCUGGUGAUCUUCUUUGGUUUCUGCCUUUUAUGCCUCCUCUUCAUGGGCUUAACAUGCCACUUCCAACGGUGGAAGCCCAAGCUCCAGUCCAUUGUUUGUGGGAAAUCAACACCUGUAAAGGAGGGGGUGCCGGAGCUCCUGCCCUCCGCCCCAGGCUUCAGCCCCACCACAGGCUUCAGUCCCAUCCCCAGCUCCAUGCCAAGUUCCACCUUUACCCCUGGUGACUGGCGCGACUUCAGAGCUGCACCACCGCCCAGAGAGAUGGCCCCAUCCCACCAGCCGGCCGGCCCUCUCCUCACAGCGGCUCCAGCCUCCACGCCCACGGCCACCCUUCUUCAGAAGUGGGAGGGCAGCACCUACACGCAGCGCCCAGAGGGUGAGCACCCAGCCAGGAAGCCCAGCCAGGAAUCCCGGUGGGGGUGCAGGCGGGCGGGGCUCCAAGAGAGCACGUGCAUGAGCAGGGAAGGAGCAGCCUGUGAGCACUGCUACCCCCUCCGGUUCUUCCCCCACUCAGCGCUGAUGGGCAGUCAUUUUUAUGCACAACUUUAUGUGGGGCUUCGGUGUCUAUGGUACACAAUGUACAGUGCUUGA
Molecule: messenger RNA, 1533 nt
Organism: Myotis brandtii (Brandt's bat)
Lineage: Eukaryota; Metazoa; Chordata; Mammalia; Chiroptera; Vespertilionidae
Gene: TNFRSF1A
Product: tumor necrosis factor receptor superfamily, member 1A
Exons: 10
Coding region: 307-1533 (408 amino acids)
Biological process (GO): prostaglandin metabolic process; tumor necrosis factor-mediated signaling pathway; inflammatory response
Cellular component (GO): mitochondrion; signaling receptor complex; membrane raft
Molecular function (GO): tumor necrosis factor receptor activity; tumor necrosis factor binding
Source: RefSeq, a predicted model, not a curated record